GGCGCCACAUUUCAAGAUGCUGCCUCUCGCUACGAAUUCAGUGAAAACACUAAACACUAUCCCGGUUGGGUCUUGAUGAGCUUUGUCGAUGAGUUUGCUGAACCUUGGGGUCGCCAUCCUCCUGAUAAACUCAGAUUCAAUGACGUCUCUCGACGAUAAUGAGGGACACUGAUCAAGGCAAAGCACAGAUGUGGAUGGAAAAACUAUCCCUCUCCGCUGUGGCACCCGGAAUAUUAUCUCGGAAGUGUGCCAAAUACUAGUUUCGGACUAGGAUAGGUCAAUAGACAUUGUAGUUUUCCCGCUCAGAGAAUAAGUACAAUAUAAUACGAUUAUGGAAUUAUAGUGGUAUAAAACGCAACAUAAAUCAAACUCCCUAAAGCCAAACCUUCAACAGGAUACAUCGGCUAAGUAUUAUUACUACUCCAUCGAUCCACAGAGGUUUAUUGUGGAUCAAUUACUUAAGCUCUGUCCUUACGCAGGAUGCAUACACUCGCAGAGGAACCCCAGGAUUAUGGUCACUCUCCACCGCCAUUAAAUGUUUUGUCUUAAGAGCUGUGCUGUGUACCAGGUGGUUAGUGGUUUUUAGUGACCAUUUAUAGCAUAAUGCCACGCAAGAAGCGUUCCUCCAGCCCCCUGGAUUUCUACGAUGACGACUUUGAUGAGGAUGCCAGCUCGCAAAGCUCCCAACCGCCGGUGCAACGCAAUGCGGCGAAUGCCCGGGAGCGGAUGCGUAUGCGGAUCCUGUCAAGCGCGUACGGACGUCUGAAGACCAAAUUGCCCAACAUUCCGCCCGACACGAAGCUCUCAAAGUUGGACACGUUGCGUUUGGCGACGCUCUACAUUAAACAGCUAAUUACGGCCGUCGAGACUGGCAGCCACAGCCAUAGCCACAACCACAGCCACUCGAACACCGCCGGAAUGGAUGCCCUGGACACGAGUCAUAUGCCUGAGGCGUCACACGGUUGCGGCAGUGGUGGGGCCAACGUAGGAGCAAGCCUAAGCGGAGGCGGAGGCAAUUUCCAUUUCCACAAUGGAGGACACAGCGGCAUGAGCUGGCCCUUUGAGUUUCAUCAGAGCAAUCGCAGCCUGCCUUUUGGCUCCUCCCGCAUGGACUGGCAGUCGCUGCAGGCCCAGUCAUACCCGAAAUCCGCACGCAGUGAGUUAGACGUUCCGGCCGCUCUCAGUUACGGCCAGAUGCAGGAUUCGCAUGGCCACUGGUAUCCUUCGGAGAUGCACCAGAUGGAGGUGACGGCCACAAUCAAUGGUUGUGCCUAUGAGACGGCUACAGCGGGAAUGGGACAGCACCAGCGCGGCAUAGCAAUAGCUACCAGCCAUGCCCAUGGUUUACAAUAAUGCAUAUACAUGAAUUUAUGAAUGUUGUUCUCACUCAACUCAAGCCAAAUGUAAUUUACUAACUAUUCGUAAUUGUAUUAAAUCGUGAUUUAAUUAUAA
This is a messenger RNA of Drosophila miranda, 1452 nucleotides long. Its product is annotated as neurogenic differentiation factor 2-like. Gene Ontology annotation, molecular function: RNA polymerase II transcription regulatory region sequence-specific DNA binding; protein dimerization activity; DNA-binding transcription factor activity, RNA polymerase II-specific. The transcript is spliced from 3 exons. NCBI's taxonomy places the organism in Eukaryota, Metazoa, Arthropoda, Insecta, Diptera, Drosophilidae. Bases 604 to 1353 code for a protein of 249 amino acids. Gene Ontology annotation, biological process: regulation of transcription by RNA polymerase II; developmental process. The record is from RefSeq and is a predicted model, not a curated record.